UUCUUCUUGUGCUAAAGAUUGUAUCUUUUGCUUGUUCUUGUAUAUAAUUAUGUAUACCCAUUUGGGGUUGCUGAUGGGAUUAUGAGUAACUUAUAUAUUGCUUUGUGAUUAUUGAGCUGGGAGAAUGGAAAUGAGGAAGGUUUUUGGUAUAGUAAUAUUUUGUAUUUUAGUAUCUCCUAUUUUUGUUAAAGCCUUGAACUUAUCUUUUAAUGAUGAUAUACUGGGGUUGAUGGUAUUCAAGGCUGAUGUUCAAGAUCCACAAGGGAAGUUGGUGUCUUGGAAUGAAGAAGAUGUUAGCCCCUGCGGCUGGAAUGGUAUCCAUUGCAACCCCAGAUCCAAUAGGGUCUCUCAGAUUGUUCUUGAUGGGUUUGGGCUUUCAGGUAAGAUUAGUAGAGGUCUUAUGAGGUUGCAGUUUCUUCGAAAGCUUUCGCUUGCGAAGAAUAAUUUUACAGGGAGUAUAAGUAGCAGCGUUGUUCAACUUGCUUAUCUGAGGAUUCUAGACUUGAGUGAGAACAACUUAUUUGGGACGAUUCCGGGUGAUUUUUUUGAACAAUGUGGGCCAUUGAGAUCAAUUUCUUUGGCCAAGAAUAAGUUUUCAGGGAAAGUUCCAGAAAGUUUGAACUCAUGUGUGGCAUUGGGGUCUUUAAACUUGUCCUCAAAUCAGUUUUCAGGAUUGUUACCUUCUGGAAUUUGGUCUUUGAAUGGGCUAAGGUCACUUGAUCUGUCAGAUAAUUUGCUGGAUGGUGAAAUUCCAGUAGGUAUUGAAGGUAUGCAUAAUUUGAGAGCCAUAAAUUUGAGGAAAAAUCAUCUCAAAGGUGAAGUUCCUGAUGGAAUUGGAAGUUGUUUGCUGUUGAGGUCAAUUGAUUUGAGUGAAAAUUCUUUCUCUGGAGAACUUCCUAAAACAAUGCAGAUGCUUAGUUUGUGCAAUGAGUUGAUUAUGAAACACAAUGCAUUAGUUGGUAGUGUACCUGAAUGGAUUGGAGAAAUGAAAAGCCUUCAGAUGUUUGAUCUUUCUGGGAACAACUUCUCUGGUCAAUUCCCGAAUUCAGUUGGGAAGCUUCAAUCACUGAAAUUACUGAACGUGUCGCGAAAUGCUAUUUCUGGGGACUUGCCCAAGUCCAUGAGCAGUUGUGUUAAUCUUAUGACACUGGAUGUUAGUCACAACUCAUUGACGGGUGAUCUUCCUCCUUGGGUAUUCAAAUUAGGAUUGCGACAUGUUUUGUUUUCUGAGAAUAAAUUAAGUAGGGGCAUGAAGAAUGCUAUUGCUUCUUCACUGGAAAACUCUCGACAAAAGCUUCUAGUUCUCGAUAUCUCUUGCAAUGAGUUAACUGGUGAAAUUCCAUUUGCUAUAGGUGAUUUUAACAGCUUGCAGUCGUUGAAUUUAUCUAGAAAUGCACUUGUAGGGAACAUCCCUGAGACUGUUGGCCAUCUAAAGUCACUGGAUGUUCUUGACUUAAGUGAGAAUCAGUUAAAUGGUAGUAUCCCUCUGGAGCUUGGAGGAGCCUAUGCUCUCAGGGAACUGAAACUGGAGAAGAAUGCCUUGACAGGAGAAAUUCCUACUUCUAUUGGAAACUGUUCUACUCUUUUGUCCUUGUCUCUGUCACAUAAUGGUUUAACUGGCCCUGUACCUGCAACCCUUGCUAAACUAUCUAACCUACAAAAUGUUGACCUUUCCUUCAACAAAUUAACCGGAAUCUUACCAAAGCAGCUGGUAAAUCUUGGUCACCUUGAGUUGUUCAACAUCUCACACAACCAGUUAAAGGGCGAACUGCCUUCUGGUGGUUUUUUUAACACUAUUUCUCCCUAUUCAGUGUCAGCCAAUCCAUCUCUUUGUGGAGCUGCUGCUAAUAGGUCUUGUCCAACUGUCCUUCCCAAGCCGAUUGUUCUGAAUCCCAACUCCACAGAAUCUAUUCCUGGUACUAUCCCUCUGACUGUGGGUCACGAAAAGAAAAUCCUAAGCAUCUCUGCCCUCAUUGCCAUUAGUGCAGCUGCUAUUAUUGUUGUUGGUGUUAUUGCCAUUACUGUGCUAAAUCUUCGCGUACGGUCUGCAACAUCUCACUCUGCUGCUGCCCUUACAUUUUCUGGUGGAGAUGACUAUAGCCCCUCACACAGUACAGAUGCAAAUUCUGGUAAGCUUGUCAUGUUUUCAGGCGAACUUGACUUCAGCACAGGGUCACAUGCUCUGCUUAACAAGGAUUGUGAGCUCGGACGUGGUGGUUUUGGAGCCGUUUAUCGCACUGUCCUCGGAGAUGGGAUGCCUGUGGCCAUUAAGAAGCUUACUGUCUCAGGUCUUGUUAAGUCUCAGGUAGACUUUGAAAAGGAGGUUAAGAAAUUGGGAAAAGUUCAUCACCCUAAUGUUGUGGCUCUUCAAGGUUAUUAUUGGACUCCAUCACUACAGCUACUUAUAUAUGAAUUCAUAACUUGUGGAAAUUUGUAUGAUCAUAUCCAUGAAGGUUCUAGUAAAAACAUGCUCUCAUGGAAUGAGCGGUUCAACGUUAUUCUUGGGACAGCAAAAGGCAUGGCUAACUUACAUCAAAUGAACAUAAUUCACUAUAACCUCAAGUCCAGCAAUAUUUUGAUUGACUGCUCUGGUGAUCCUAAAGUUGCAGAUUAUGGGUUAGCAAGGCUGUUACCGAUGUUAGAUCGAUAUGUUUUGAGCAGCAAAAUUCAAAGUGCACUCGGUUACAUGGCACCUGAAUUCGCAUGCAAGACUGUGAAGAUAACUGAUAAGUGCGAUGUGUAUGGGUUUGGAGUUCUUGUUCUGGAGAUAGUCACUGGAAAGAAACCGGUUGAGUACAUGGAGGAUGAUGUUAUUGUAUUGUGUGACAUGGUACGGGGCGCAUUGGAAGAAGGCAAGGUGGAAGAGUGUGUUGACAAGAGGCUGCAUGGAAAAUUUCCAGCAGAGGAAGCGAUUCCUGUGAUGAAGUUGGGUUUAAUCUGCACAUCACAAGUCCCUUCAAACAGGCCUGAUAUGGCAGAAGUGGUUAACAUAUUGGAAAUGAUCAGAUGUCCUUCAGAAGGCCAGGAGGAACUAGUAUGAUAUCCCAAACUGAUGGAAAAUUUUAAUAUAUGCUAUUAGUCCCGGAGAAGAAGAAUCCGCUUGAUCUAUUCAUAUUAUGGUCAUUUAAAGUUUCAAUU
Molecule: messenger RNA, 3138 nt
Organism: Solanum verrucosum
Lineage: Eukaryota; Viridiplantae; Streptophyta; Magnoliopsida; Solanales; Solanaceae
Product: probable LRR receptor-like serine/threonine-protein kinase IRK
Exons: 2
Coding region: 125-3040 (971 amino acids)
Biological process (GO): protein phosphorylation
Cellular component (GO): plasma membrane
Molecular function (GO): protein binding; protein kinase activity; ATP binding
Source: RefSeq, a predicted model, not a curated record